AUGUCCGAAAUGCUUGAGGAGGACUUUACAAAGGCAGCAGCUUUUGUUCGGAAUGGAAACCACAUUGAUGCAAUUGGGGCCUACUCCAAAAUAGCCACUGAUCCUCGCGCCACGACAGCGCAAAAAGUGCGGGCUUACUCCAACGUGAGCGCCUGCCACGCCGCUAGGGACCAGUUCGCCGACGCCCUUGAUGCUGCGAAAAAGGCACUGCAACUGGACGAGAAUAAUAGCAAAGUGCACGGGCGGGUGGCGACAGCGUACCAUGGGCUGAAGCACUACGAGGAGGCGGCUCGACACUACGAGCGGGCGCACGCCUUGGAUCCAACGAGCUCCCUCUACUGUGAACAGCGCCAGGCCGUCCUGGAUCUCAUACGCAGCAGGAAAGGCGUUGCCACUCAAGAGACAAAGGAUGCGUACUACUAUCGCAAGGGAAUUGAACAGGGAAAGGAAUCCAUGGGGAAAGGGGAGUACCUAAGCGCUGUGCGGUACUUCUCGAAGGCCAUUGAGCUACAUACACGUUGUGCUGGGAAUGAGGAGAAUGGCAGUGGUAGCAAGUCAGUGGAUUACGCCGUUCUACUGUGCAACCGAAGUGCGGCCUACAGCCGGGCGGGCCGCUACGCGGAGUCGCUGGAAGACGCCAUGAAGGCAACGGAGGUGCAUCCCACCUACGCCAGGGCGUUUUUCCGCAUUGCUCAUGCACAGCAUCAGCUGAAACACCCCCGCGAGGCGUACGCCGCACUGUGUCGCUGCCUUGAGUUGGACCACGCCCACGCGGAGGCCAAGACUCUUAUGUUGGAGGUGGAACAGAUUGUGGCGGAGCUGCAGAAGACAUCAGAGGAAAAACAACGCGAUCGUGAGGAACAAGUGAGAGAGAUUCGUGAAAUGCAGAACGCAGAGCGGGUUACCGACAAUGCCCCAGUGAGUGGUGGUUUUCGCGGUCGCGCACACGCGACGUCUUACAUGCAUUGCAGCUACUGCAACGAGGCUGGGCACGCGCGCGCCGAGUGUCCUCUCCUUCGGCGUAAGCGUUCACGCACAUCAUAA
Molecule: messenger RNA, 1044 nt
Organism: Trypanosoma grayi
Lineage: Eukaryota; Euglenozoa; Kinetoplastea; Trypanosomatida; Trypanosomatidae
Product: stress-inducible protein STI1
Exons: 1
Coding region: 1-1044 (347 amino acids)
Biological process (GO): post-translational protein targeting to endoplasmic reticulum membrane
Cellular component (GO): TRC complex; membrane
Molecular function (GO): protein binding; molecular adaptor activity; zinc ion binding
Source: RefSeq, a predicted model, not a curated record